This is a messenger RNA of Pipistrellus nathusii (Nathusius's pipistrelle), 189 nucleotides long. NCBI's taxonomy places the organism in Eukaryota, Metazoa, Chordata, Mammalia, Chiroptera, Vespertilionidae. The record is from the annotation of a GenBank genome assembly.
AUGAGCUACUAUGGCAGCUACUACGGAGGCCUCGGCUACGGCUGGGGUGGCCUUGGCUAUGGCUAUGGCUCCGGCUAUGGUUGGGGAGGCCGUGGUUAUGGCUAUGGCUCUGGCUGGGGCUGGGGUGGCCUUGGUGGCCUGGGCUAUGGCUCCGGCUGGGGGGGAUACGGAUACUCUGGUUUCUACUAA